Molecule: messenger RNA, 222 nt
Organism: Letharia columbiana
Lineage: Eukaryota; Fungi; Ascomycota; Lecanoromycetes; Lecanorales; Parmeliaceae
Exons: 1
Coding region: 1-222 (73 amino acids)
Source: RefSeq, a predicted model, not a curated record
AUGUACCCUACCCUACCCUACCCUACCCUCCUUGCACAUCCGUCCAAACGCCUCCAAGCGAGCCAACAGAUCUCCAAUCCCGCAUCGUCCAUAAACCCCGCCGUGUAUACGAUGAAGAAAGGGGAGAUCGCCGGGACGAUCUGGAAAGACGUGUGGGAAGGUGUGGAUCGAAGGGAGGAUGCUGCUGCUGCUGCUUAUUAUUAUUAUUGCGGCGAUGGCUAG